Messenger RNA from Cyprinus carpio (common carp), 4288 nucleotides. Its product is annotated as calcium-independent phospholipase A2-gamma-like. The coding region runs from base 1340 to 3967 and encodes 875 amino acids. Gene Ontology annotation, biological process: arachidonate metabolic process. NCBI's taxonomy places the organism in Eukaryota, Metazoa, Chordata, Actinopteri, Cypriniformes, Cyprinidae. The transcript has 13 exons. Gene Ontology annotation, cellular component: membrane. The record is from RefSeq and is a predicted model, not a curated record.
UGGAUUUAACUAAAGUUUAAACUAGUUACCAACUUUAUGAAAAUCUACAAAUCUUUUGGGUUUUCCUUUGAUUCUUUUUAAAUUAUAUUUGGUAUUUGAUUUUGAUUUUUAGAAUGUGAAGUGUGUGGGACUUUUAUUUUGGAGAAGUAACAAGGAACAGUAGCAGUCGUCAAAUCACUUUAUAAGACUAAAAUGGCUAUCAGAUUAGCUUUGGCUGGAGCUUUACGUUAUAUCGACUCCAGAACGAGUGUCGUUAAUGCACAGCGACUGUUCUGCCUUCAAUCGAGAGGACAAGGAUCUUCUAACACUAUAAGGGUGCUGUAUGAUGGAGAAUGCCCAAUAUGUGUUAAAGAAAUUAGCUUUCUUCAGUUUCUUAAGAGAAACAGAGCAGAUAAAGUCGAUUUUGUGGACAUCUCACUGCCAGAAUAUGACGGGAGCAAAUAUGGAGUCAGUUAUGAGAUGGCAAUGGAGGAAAUGACAGUGAUUGAUGAGGAGAACAAGAUUCAUCGUGGCGUUCCAGCUUUCACAGUGAUGUACAGUGCAGUGGGUUUGGGCUGGCUUGGCACAUUCAUCUCUCUCCCACUGUUCAGGCCUAUAAUGGAGCGAGCAUAUGGGGUGUUUGCAAGAAACAGACUGAAGUGGACCGGCAGAGAGGGCUGCACCACUGGACGCUGUGCAAAAAAAUAGUCGUAAGGGAUAGAGAGCUUUAAACAGACUUUCCAGGUCAAUGGAUGUAUUGGAAGUAACAGCUGUUAUUGUUAUUUAAGUUUAUUGCAUGUAAUGUUUAAGAGUCUGAAUAUAGCUGUAAUGUCAAUAUGUGCACAGAAUAAAUGAUCUUUUAUUAAGGUCUAUAAUUAAAAAAACACACACACACUGUGAUAUAUGUAUACACAAUAAAUUACUCAUACUGUGAGGGUAAAAAUGCCAGAGUGUUGACACUUUGAACAGCUCUGAGGGGCUUUUUCUAAAUUUAGAAGCCUCCUGACUGGUCAUCAACUGUUAAGAUGCAGAAGGACAGCUUGUGCUUUAAUGAGAAAUAGUCAGGGGUUUGGUCAGUAGUCCCUUUAAACCAGCCAAUAGGAUUUGAACUCCAGAGUAGGGCGGGAUUGAAAAUCACAACAGAAACAAGUGUGAACACCACAGGACAUAAUACAACAGAAAACAAGCAAUAUAAGUGUUUUAGAAGGAAAGUCAGCAUUCAUUUAUCACCUUGAAGUCAAGUUCAGGAGAAAAAAAGAGAGAGCGACGGACAUUCCAUGAUUCUGAUUCUACUGCCAGUACUCAUUCAGUCCUUGUUCAGAUCAUCUGCUUGGUCUCUGUUGUUGUUGGUGCUUCACUGAUGGCUUGGUACCUCGACAAAACCCGGGUCACUCACCUCGGGUCAAAGCGGCUCUGGUUACUGUGCAAGAUGAAAUAUCUUCUCACAAACAUCAGAAAUGUUUCUCACCUUGUCAGGAGGCCUCAUAGGUCAUGUCAGAGUAUCUGCUCCUCUCAGUCAACAAGGAGAAUCCCUCUCAAAUCUCAUAGAUCAAAGAAGACUCUCAGACUUUUUGGAACAAUUAGCAGUAAUAUGAAAUAUGAGAAUGUAUUGGGCCUUCAGAUGUAUCCAUUAUAUUCAACCUCCAGUAGAGAGAGUUUCAAAGCAGAAGCUCCUAUUGGAGUUUGCCAGCACAGCAGGACUACUUUUCGGCUGCACUUGCUUGGACUGAGAUUAGGAAAGUCUUUUAAUCAUCUCUCCAGACACAUAAACUUGUACUUUAAGCAGAAACAGUUAUCUGUGGUAGAUUAUGGGGAAGGUGGAUUGAUGUCUGCAGUGCAGGAACCGCUAACCAGAACAUCAAGACGAGUUCAAAGAGAGAGACGGACUGGAGAGUCCAGAGCUUUUAUUGGGACCCCUGCCAUUGAGCAAGUCUCUGAAUCUUCCUCACAUCAAUCUUUGACCUCAGCCUAUCCUGGACUACAGUUGUUCCACAUCAGUUCCUUGGCAAACAGAUUUGGGGAGAGUUACAGCUAUGUGGCCAAUCACAUUAACUCUGUAUUCUCUAGAAAUCCAGCAAAGCAAAUUCAUAUGGAGGUAACAUAUAGAAGCAGAAAGCGAAGAGUUAUGGGUAAUAAAAGUGGUCUUUGUAGGGAAACUGCGCAAAUUCAGCAAAAUAUUAGUAUGGGUACAAGACCAGAGAUUGAUAACAAUGUAUCUAGUUCCUGGGAUGAAGGAUAUCUCCAUUUUGCCCGUCACAUUAACCAAUACUUUGGCGCAAAAGUAGCAGAUACUGUUGAGAAAUCACCACAUACUGAGAGCUUGAAGACUUCAGUCUCUCUGGACACUCUAAAUAAACCUAAAGAUCCACUUCUUCAGCCCAGAUCCCCAGGCUUGUUCCACAUGAGCAGCCUCACCACACGCUUUGGGGAAAAUUACACUUACAUGGCCAACCACAUUAACCAGUACUUUAAAGGAUCUGCAGCUUCAGAGAAUGAAGAAGUGGAUGGAGAGUUAAACCUUUACAGAGGUUCACAGAAGUACACUGUGAUCCAGGAAAAACCAGUGUCCUUUUUUGAGUGUCUGCUAAAACCCUCCACUAUACCUGGCUUUGUGGGGAGCUACCUGGGAAUGGGCUCUUCCAGGCAUAGUGACCAGACCACAACUGUAACAAGGACCCCAGAGGAAAUUCUGGAUAAAACAGUUUUAAGGAGGAGAAGGGCAGAUGAGAUGACUAGAGUUUUACUGAAGAGACUGGAAAAGGCUGCAGUACCGUCAUCUGUCACUUUCUGUGUGGAGGAGCUGAACGCUCACCUCAUUCAGCACCCAGCAUGCAAGGCUGUGAUGUGGCAGGAAAAAGCAGCAUUGCAGCUGCUUAGACGCCGUCGGGCCUUUUGGAUGAAUGAAAAACUUCAAGAAGCCAUCAGGGAAACUCUCGCUCUGAUUGGUUAUGUGGAUCCGGUCAGAGGUCAUGGGGUCAGGGUGCUUUCCAUUGAUGGAGGCGGAACCAAAGGGUUAGUUCCACUACAAGUGCUAAAACAGCUGGAGGCUCAAACAGGAAAACAAGUGAAUCAACUCUUUGACUACAUAUGUGGAGUCAGCACUGGAGCAGUUCUGGCUUUCAUGUUGGGUCUAGCUCGUAACUCUAUAGAUGAAUGUGAAGAGAUGUAUCAUCGUUUCGGCUCAAAUGUUUUUCGACAAAACCCCCUGGUUGGUACUGUGAAGAUGGGCUGGACGCACUCCUACUACAACACAGAAACAUGGGAGAUGAUCUUAAGGGAGAAGAUGGGGGAGGAGAUUUUAAUUAAAACAGCCAGAGAUGAGCUGAGUCCAAAGGUGUCUGCCAUAAGUGCCGUAGUGAACUGGGGAAAAAGUCCGAAAGCAUUUAUCUUCCGCAACUAUAACCAUGCUCCAGGACGACUGAGCCGCUAUGCCGGAGGAUCAGGAUACCGGCUAUGGCAGGCCGUCCGGGCCUCAUCUGCUGCUCCAGGAUAUUUCCAGGAGUUCCCUCUUCAUGGUGACAUACACCAGGAUGGUGGUCUUAUCCUCAAUAACCCUUGUGCUCUGGCUGUCCAUGAAAGCCGACUGCUGUGGCCCAGCCAGCCCUUCCAGUGUGUGCUGUCACUGGGAACUGGUCGCUAUGAUAAUGCUAAAAGAGGGCCUGCAACUUCCACAAGUCUGAGAGCCAAAAUCAGCAACCUGAUCUGCAGCGCCACCGAUACUGAGGGUGUUCACACUCUAUUGGAUGACCUCUUAUCACCGAACGUGUAUUUCCGCUUUAACCCGAUGCUGAGCUCAAACGUGACGCUGGAUGAAAGCAGGCCAGAAGUGCUUCAUCAGCUGCAGAAAGACACACAGCUGUACCUGGACCGGAACGGACCCAAACUGGAACGCCUGUGUGAAGUACUGAUGACAGAACGCUCAGCAAUCUGGAAAACACGGGACUGGAUCGGUGGGAAAGCAUGGGAGCUGCAGCAGCGCUGGGCUUGAGUGGACUUUACACAGUGCUGACGAGAAUUCAGUUAAAUGUAUGCAAUUAUGUGGAUGAAAGCUAUAAUACAAGAACAUCAUUAAAUUAUGAAGAUAUGUUCUUCCUGGUCGCACAAGAUUGUAAAGGGCUGUGUUUGGACAAGUUACAAAUCAUGUUAGAGAAGUUACAAAUCAAAUACACAGCCAUUUUACACUGAACUUAUUGAGCACUUAUAUGCCCAUGUAAAUUAUGUAUGAAUGUCAAUAUUUAUAGACUGAUGUAUUUAUUUCUUUAUUUCUGUUUUAAGUUUUCAGAUUUAUGAAAUGAAAUAAAACUAAGAG